Molecule: messenger RNA, 153 nt
Organism: Fomitiporia mediterranea MF3/22
Lineage: Eukaryota; Fungi; Basidiomycota; Agaricomycetes; Hymenochaetales; Hymenochaetaceae
Exons: 1
Molecular function (GO): oxidoreductase activity, acting on paired donors, with incorporation or reduction of molecular oxygen; heme binding; iron ion binding
Source: RefSeq, a predicted model, not a curated record
ACUAAGACAGCCCUUAAGAUGUUCUUCUUGUUGAUGACAAUCUACCCUGAAGUAGUAAUGAAAGCACAAAAAGAAAUUGAUUGCAUCAUUGGAAGAGUCUGUUUACCCUGUAUUGCCAACAGGGAGAACCUACCAUAUCUCAGCUGCAUCCUG